This is a messenger RNA of Syngnathoides biaculeatus (alligator pipefish), 1170 nucleotides long. Its product is annotated as zona pellucida-like domain-containing protein 1. The transcript is spliced from 10 exons. Gene Ontology annotation, cellular component: cell surface. Lineage: Eukaryota; Metazoa; Chordata; Actinopteri; Syngnathiformes; Syngnathidae. The record is from RefSeq and is a predicted model, not a curated record. The coding region runs from base 1 to 1170 and encodes 389 amino acids.
AUGGGGGCCAAGACCAGGACGGGCAAAAUGAUGAUGAUUUGCAGAAAAAUGAGGCUGGUUCUGGUUGUGUGCCAGCUCGGCGCCAUACUAAGGACCCAAGCCCAGAUACCGGCUCAGUGCAUCUCGAGUAACACAAACAGACCACCAGAAAACUCGGACAUAAUGGUGGACUGCGGCACCGAGCACAUGGACCUGAACAUUUACCUUUGUCCCGUGUACCAAGCGCUCUACAAUGAGUCCCUCUUGGUGCUCAAUAACGAGUACAACAACAACAAAUGUUUCGGUACUGCCGAGUUUGCCGCCAACCCACCGGUUUUAAAAUUUAGCUUUCCCAUAAAUGAAAGUUCCAUGUCGUCGUGCGGGAAUGAUUUCAAGAUCAUCACUCAGGUGGGCACCGGAGCAUUUGCCGACUUCUCCAAUGUCCAGUUUGUCAACAUCUCCGGCGCCGUCACCUCCAUUGACCCGUCCGCUGGCAUGAUCACCUACCGGCCGCAGCUCCUCUACAAGUUCUCCUGCCUCUACCCCUUGCAAUAUAUCAUCAAUAACACCGAGCUGGCCGUAGCCGGUGUGAACGUUGCUAUCAAAGACAACAAUGGCAGCUUCAUUAGCACACUGAGCUUGGAGUUAUAUGAAGAUGAUCAGUUCCAAAAUUAUCUUACCAUUCCACCAACGGGACUCGAACUAAAGACCAAAAUCUACGUUGCUGUGCGAGCCACCAAUCUGACGGACAGGUUCAACGUGCUGCUGGAUCGAUGCUACGCGACCACAAGUCCCUACCCGGACUUUGACUCCUUCUAUGACCUUUUUGUUGGCUGUACACGUGAUGAGCAGACCGAGGUGCUCCUCAACGGUGAUUCCCAGGUGGCCCACUUCUCCUUCGAGGCCUUCCGAUUCGUAGAGCACAGGAAUCGGACUGUGUCCACGUUCUACCUGCACUGUGUGACCAGGCUGUGCGAGGUGUCCACCUGUAGCGUUCUAAAACCGGACUGUGGUUCAAACCAAGGAAGAAGAAGAAGAGAGGCUGAUGACACGUUGGCUAAUGCUACAGUCACCUCGACGGCCAUUUUGGUGGCUAAAAAAGGCAAAGGUUCAUCAGAGAGCCUCUACAGCAACACUGUGGUGGCGGCCAUCUUCUGUGUCAACAUCUUGGCCGUUCUCUUCACCACUUAG